UUAAUCUAUGAAACUAAAACUUCAAGUAAUAUAGAUAAAACAGAAAACGUAAUAAAAUAAGACAGAGAAACCCUUCUAAAGUGAGGACCAAAAAUAUAAUUUCCUUCAGUUCCCUCUCUUGGCCUCAUGAAGUGAGGCCACACAAAAAUAAAAACACAUUAUCACAUUACACAAUCAAAACAUAUCAGCAUACAUUCAGACAGAAACAUUCUUGUAUAUUAUACACUGAAAAAAAGGAGACAACCGUCUCUUGGAUUAAUCUAAGCAUAUCUGGUGCAUUUAAAACAAUUUCUACAUGUUUUCGAGUGAAAUGUGACUGUAUAAUGUAUAAUCUACAUGAAAUGAAGAGAUUACACAUGGAUUUGUUCACAUCACUUUGGAAUGAAGCAACUCGGUUAUGUUGCAAUACUAAUUAUCGGGAUACCGCACGGGAUUUCAUCUCGCGCGCUAAGGAUUGUUGGAAAAAGAAGGCAACCAUCUCAGUCAAAUCCGAUGCCUCGUGGUACGAUACGUCACACCGCAACUUUCCCGGUAAGUCUUGAAUUUCUAAAUGAAUUGUGACAAAAUCUGAGUCAAAUGUAGCUUAAUGUCUCAGGAGUGACUACAUAACGUUAACGUUGAAAUAAGAUGACGUUAUCACUCUGUUUUAUUUGAAUUUGUCUUUUGAGCUGGAGCGGUCAACCGCGUCGUCACAUUUUUGCGGCGCUCCUAACAUAUUUUGGUCUUCUGUGUGAUUUUUUUUUUUUCUUCAAUUAAUCGAGGUUUACAUUGUGUGUUACCGGCACAUUAGUGUUUGGAGAGAUUUACAUCGAACAGCGUCUGCUAAGUACGACGAAAUUUUGGGGCCACGCUGAAAUUUAUUUUUGUGGAGGAUCAUUAGGAUGAUAUUUUUCUUCCUCACUUAGCAAAAACAGUCGAAAUGUCAAGAUUAUAUUCGAAAUAAAGUCAAAAUAUAAUGUAAGAGUGUCGUAGCCCUUGCGGAGAAAAGGGGUGGGUUGAGCGUGAAAGCGAGAGAGAACGGGAGCGCGUAGCUAGACUGAAAAUUUGUAGCUGGAUAUCUACUGUAUGCCGAGUGUAAAUCGUGGACAAAUAAAGUGAAGAGACUCCUCAUCCAGCCGUGGUCCGAGUCGUCUGUCCACCAGCUAAUUUCUCUGGACGCGGGGUCUCAAACACGAACGCAGCUCGUCCCUGGAGUGGAGCUGAGCGGCUCCCUUGCGUUUACGGUCAUCAAGCGGUGAGCAGUAAAGUUAAUUUCGAGAAUAAAGUCAAAGUGUCAUUCUUCUCACUAAUAAAUGCAGUUUCUAAUACAAUCUUGUUAUGUUGAGAAUGAGACGCUACUGCUGGGUUGUGAUAAAACUUAACGUUUACUAAAAAAUGCUGCGUUACCCGGAAGUCAUGGCAACAGUUACAUACACAACAACAACAAAAAAAUAAUACACAAAUGUUCUGUGUGGCCCUAAAACUCUGUCCUUGCUAAGUGCUUACUUAGUUGGCUGCAUUAUUUUAAUUACUCCUCCCCUGUUUUGCUUCAGAUUGACAAACUCAAGUCAUCUAUUCACCUGGAGUCAGCUGAAAGGCGUGGGCUCAAGUGUUUGUGUGAACAGUGCUACUAGUGUUCCAGUGACAGAGUGAAUGUGGCAAUGCAAGGCCUGCCCUUCAGUUUUUCAAAAUAAACGCAGAGUUCAAGCGCAUUACAACCAUGCCUCUACAGUCAAGGUUUCUGUCGCAGCUUGACUUUCUGUCUGAAAGUCUGCUGAGAGUGUUUUCAAAGCGAUCAGGGAAGCAGGGCAAAAUGUUGAAAGACAUGACAGACAGGAUGAUGGAUGACGUGGAUGCUAGAAGGGAGUCCCUAAUUAAAGGACUUUGCCUCUAUUUGAAUGAGAAUCCUGACAUCUUGGUGCAUGAGUACAUGGACAUGACUGACGUCUCCACUCUAAGUGCCAUUGAGAAAACAACAGCGGGAGUCUAUGUUGCCAAGGAGACACCAGGCAAGGACUUUCCUGAUGUUGGCAUCAUCAUCGAAGGUGUGGUGAUACUUCAGGACCUGGAUAAUGUGGCCCUUGCAACAGCCAUGCUGUUUGAACUUUUUUACUGCUUCAACAUGAGUUACCCGGCACAGCUCCGCUACACUUUUGAGGUGAUUCAAAAGGUGGUCAUGGAAUUGGAUCCGACUGAACUCUCGAGAAAAGCCCAAAACUUAAAGACAAAACUUCAAUAAGGAAAGAUCAUUGUUGUGCAGGUCACAUGUUUAACUAAAGGUAAGAGGACAGUUAUAGUUCACAUACGCCCUCUUCCAUUUUGGACAUUCAAUUUCUAGGUGAAUGAUCAGCAACCCAAAAACCAUCACAUUGUUCAGUGUAGUGUUUAUUAUGUGGGAUGGUUAUAACUGUUUAUCUGCCAUGGAAAAGUAGUGCCAGUUUUUUCUGUUUGAUUGGCAUUGUAUUUCAAUUUAGUUUUUCCAAGUGACAAAAGGAUGAUUGUACACAAUCUGAAAAGGUUUUAGUUUUAAAAAAAAAGUUUUAAUACUUCUAAGGCUAUUUUGAAUCAAGAUGUCACAAUACCAGUGUUGAAAUUUUGGACACUUGCUGUAUUUUUGACUGUUUUUUGUACUGUGGCUUUUGAAAUAAAGCUUUGACAUGCAACUGUUAA
Molecule: messenger RNA, 2649 nt
Organism: Oryzias latipes (Japanese medaka)
Lineage: Eukaryota; Metazoa; Chordata; Actinopteri; Beloniformes; Adrianichthyidae
Source: RefSeq, a predicted model, not a curated record